AUGACGGAACAGCCGGUAUCAGUUCUCUUCGUUUGCCUCGGCAACAUCUGCCGCUCGACCAUGGCCGAGGGCGUGUUCCGCAACAUUGCGCAGAAGCCGCCGUACAAGGGCCUCAUCGCCAAGGUGGAUUCUUGCGGUACAGCCGCCUAUCACGUCGGCGACCCCCCAGACUCCCGGACGAUGGCGACGCUUGAAGACCACGGUAUCACGGAUUACCGCCAUGCCGGUCGCAAGGUGUCGCCAUCCGAUUUCAACAAGUUCGACUACAUUUUCGCCAUGGACCGAUCAAACCUGCGAGACCUCCAGAACCUCCAGCAGCGCGGCAACCCGGACUCAAAGGCCAAGGUGAUGCUGUUUGGCGAAUUCUCGGGGGGCCGGAGGCCGGAAGUAGUAGAAGAUCCGUACUAUGGCGGCGACGAGGGCUUCUCCAAGGCCUACGAGCAGUGCACGCGGUUUUCCGGCAACUUCCUGAAACACAUCUUCCCCCACAUCGACCCCAAGGUAUAA
Molecule: messenger RNA, 507 nt
Organism: Colletotrichum graminicola M1.001
Lineage: Eukaryota; Fungi; Ascomycota; Sordariomycetes; Glomerellales; Glomerellaceae
Product: phosphotyrosine protein phosphatase
Exons: 3
Coding region: 1-507 (168 amino acids)
Biological process (GO): protein dephosphorylation
Cellular component (GO): cytoplasm
Molecular function (GO): acid phosphatase activity; non-membrane spanning protein tyrosine phosphatase activity
Source: RefSeq, a predicted model, not a curated record